AUGUCAGAAAAAGAAAAUCAAGAAAAAAGAGCUGCCAAUCUCUCAGUUGGAUUGAUCUUCUUAAAUUUAUUAGUACUGGUUGGAGUAGGUUUAGCGUUGGGACUAUCAUGGUAUAAAAUCAAAGAAGGACCUCAAUCAAUUAUAUAUGAUAGCUUUAAGGUUACCAAUAAAAUUAGUAUAGGUAGCUAUUGGGCAAGAGAAUCCUCUGAAUAUUAUAUCAAAAACUUUUCGAGAUAUUCUAAUGCUAAGGAUAUCCAGAUUUUUAUUGUAUGUGGAGCGUUCCAAGUGGUAGGUGGUAUUUUAGCUCUGGCUACCGGUAUCUCCCAUUUUAUUACUCGUAGUCCAGAGAGAGCAUCGCUUUCUCUUUAUAUGAAUCUAUUUUUUGCAGUAGCCAACUUCCUCUGCCAAGCAGUCAGUUUUUUUACUGUUUUCGGUAUAACCUCAGCAUAUAAGAGCAUGGCAAGUUAUUGUGAAGACUAUUACUGCAAAUCAUUCGCUGGCUCCAGCGAUGAAAUGAAAUGGGGUCCAGAGAUAGGAUUCUACGGUGCAGUCAUUGCAUUUGUUUUCUCACUGAUCAGCGCAAUCCUGACAUUUAUAAGAGUAAGAAUUCUUUUGGCAACAUUGACACUCAACAACCCAGUAGCACUUUCAACAUAUCCACAAAAACAACAACAAAACUACUAUGCACCGGGACAAGCUCAACCACAGCAACCAUACCAUCCACCCCUACAACAACAACCAUACCGUCCACCUCAACAACCACAACAACCAUACAACAACAUGGUAAUUCCAUCCAAUCUUGUUGCUGAAGAGAAAGCAUGGUAUAAAUUCAAACCAAUCAGUUCUCCAGUGAUGGGUCCAAAUAACAGCGUAUCAUACAUUACCCAGCAUGUACUUCAACAACACGACCCAUCUAAUCCAACUCGCCAGCCAGUCUUGCCAACCGGUCCAAACAACAGACUACCAGACGGUGUCAGCAUUCCACAUAACAUCCCAGUUGAUCCCAAUCUUUGGUAUUACUUUACCACUCAGAACACACCAGUCAUGGGUCCAAACAAUGUUCCAUCACAUUAUAUUGCACAAAAAGUAUUGACUGUAUUCUACCAACAAAAAUCACCAGCUUCUGAAACCACCACAAUCUCUGUUCAACAAAAACCUGAAGAAAACGACAAUAAUUCUGAAUCAUCAGAAAAUCCACCACCCUAUACAUCUAAUAAUAAUAAUAGUGAAGAAGGAUCCAGCUCUGAAAAUGAAAUAAAGAAAAAUAACAAUAAUAAAGAUAUAGAUAGUGAUAAUGAACAUUAUGAAAAUGACGAUGACAUAUUCGAAAUGAUGAUGAAUGGAGGCAAUAAUGAUGAGAAACAACAAUCUAGAAAUCGUGGUGAUGAUCCUAAGCACUUUAUCAAGCAGAUUCUUAAAGAGAAAAAGAAGUUUCAACAGGAGCUAGAGAAGAAGGCUGGUCACACUGAUAUCAGGUCGUUCAUCAGUAACAAGAAGAGCAGUGUAGUCAGUUCAACAAAUGUUGGUAAUGCCAACAGCAACAACAACAGUAACACUAAAACCAAUAUUAAAAUACAACUGCCGCAAUCACCAUUUCACGGAAACAAUUUACUGCCACCUCAAACCAUCAGUGGUUUCGAUAUAGAAGAAGAGGAGGUAGAAGAUGAAUACGACUCUGACAAACAUUUCAAUGAGAUGCGUAAAGAGAAACAAGCUAGAAAAGAGAUGGUCGAGAAAUCAAAAAUAGAGAAUAUGAUAGCAAAGAAAUCAACAUCAACAACCAAUAUUAACAACUAUAAAGACGACAAGAAUAAAAAAGAAACCAAAGUCAUCAGCAAUUCUACAAGAAAAUCAACAGAUACUACUAAAAAGAAAUCAAAUACAACAAUAGACAGCAAACAUAAAAUCAACAACAACAAUAAUAAUAAUAAUGAUGACGAUGACUUUAUCGAUAAAAGUAGCAUAUAUAGAAAUUUAAAAACCUCAAACUUGUACGAUAAUAGUAUUCAAACAUCAACAACGAGUUAUAAAGAUAAUAACAUAAACAAUAAUAAACUUUUUGUAUCGCCAACCAAUAGCCAAGAAAGCGAAAUAAAUAAUCAUUUUAGUCUAUUUACAGAAGAGGAAGAAGUCUUUCCAUUAAGUAAUCAUAAUAAACAAGAUAAUAAGAGCAAUAGUAAAAACAAUAGUAAUAAUAAUAAUAAUAAUAGAGAUAGUAAAAAUAAUGUUUUGGUUAUUUCAUCUGAUAGUGAUGAAUGGUGUUGGUCACAAACACCGUCACCUUCCAAUGUAAAUUUAAAAUCUUCACAAACAUCAAACUUGGAUGAUGAUAUUGAUAAUAAUAAUAAAACUGUAAAUAAUUAUAAUAAUAGUAACAACAAUAGCAACAAUUUUAAUAUAAAAGGGAAUUUCGGAUUUAAAACAAGUGACAGAAGAUCAUCGACGUACGACAACGAAAUAGAGGAGAAGAUGAGUAAAGUUCAACACUACAAGGAUUUGAUUGAUUCACUUCAAAAUCAACUGCAUCAAUCAACAUUAGCACUGAGACGAGAAUUAAAAGAUUUGGAUGAUCUUUACGCGCUGAAAGAGAAAGAAGCUGAAGAAAGAGAUAACUGA
Molecule: messenger RNA, 2616 nt
Organism: Heterostelium album PN500
Lineage: Eukaryota; Evosea; Eumycetozoa; Acytosteliales; Acytosteliaceae
Exons: 3
Coding region: 1-2616 (871 amino acids)
Source: RefSeq, a predicted model, not a curated record